This is a messenger RNA of Mollisia scopiformis, 2167 nucleotides long. RefSeq lists its product as uncharacterized. Lineage: Eukaryota; Fungi; Ascomycota; Leotiomycetes; Helotiales; Mollisiaceae. The coding region runs from base 243 to 1970 and encodes 575 amino acids. The transcript has a single exon. The record is from RefSeq and is a predicted model, not a curated record.
GUUGCUUUUUCCUUCCUCCUUUCUGCCACGCUGAAGAGGGACAAUCCGCGAAACGCCACUGAGAAAUUCAAAACUGCUUCGUAACAGCUGGGAACGACACGUCCGACGAUUCUACGAUGUUGGACAAAGAAAAAGGUGCUCGGGCAAUUGGAUAGGAGGUGAACUUGCAUCUGCCAGAUCAUUAUUUCAAGCGCUUCCUCUAGGAAGAAACCUCGAGACACACCAUCCUCGUACCUGUCACAAUGUCGUCCGAUCUGCUCGCAGAAUUCGACAGCUUCUACAAAGCUCCAGGAACUACGCAGCCAAACUCGACCCCCUCAUCGAACGAUCUCUUCUCCUUGAGCAGUCCGGAUCAAGGUGGAAACACAUAUCAACAGCCAGCUAGUACAUCACAAUGGAACACUGCUGCAGUACAACCUGCCGGGGCUAUAUGGGGGAGUUUUGGAAAUGCUCAGCCCGUGAAGCCUCAACAACAACAGCAGCAGAAUACAUCACAAGAUGAUAUUUGGGGUUCUUUCGAGACAAUCACUCCUCAGCAAUUGUUGCCCUCUACCACGAGACAAAACCAGAAUGCGUUCAGUGCGACAACUUACAAUGGAUCAAGACCCAGCGGGGUACGUCGAUCGACGCUUGAUAUGUUUGCAAACAACAUGAAGGACCCCGACUCGCCUCCGCGCACAAAUCUUAAAACGAAGGAAGUUCCUCCUUCGAGGCCAGUUCCGAUACGGAAGAGUUCCUCUGGGGGAGAUAUUCUUUUUGACGCAGCCGACGAACUCUCUGGUGACCCCGAAGACGAUGAUGAAUUUGGAGACUUCGAAACGGUCACAGUUCCUAAACCUCAAGCAUAUCCACCACCUUCAGAGUCUUUGAACGAGCUGUUCAGAGCUACAACUAUUGAACCCAAAACGUCAAAGAGACCUAAAGAAUUACUUCCUACUCCUAGCAUGCUGAAUGCAGGUACUCUUCCAUAUCCACAGGCUCCAAAAUCUCCGUCUUUCAAGGAAAGGAAUCCGUUCGGUGAUCUAGGUCUAGCUACGAAGCAGAUAUCCGUAGUGAAGAAAGAGGAUAAGCCAAAAAGUGCCUCGCCUGUCACAGCAUGGCCCUCAUUCGAAGCCCCAAAGCCGGCGCCUUACCAAGAUUCUCCUGCAGUACCUGAUACAUUGGACGAGGAAUGGGGUGAUUUUGCCGACUUACCUCCCGAAACACCUGCAGUGCCGUCUGCAAGACCAACUUCUGGCAUCGAGGCAGAUGCUUGGGCUUGGGAUUCAGUCGACAAAGUCACAGAAACUGCUCCAUCUGUCGAUACAGCCGCUCCUCCUCCGUCAAACGUCCCACCGCCUUCCGUGCUACUAUCAUUAUAUCCAGGCUUAUUUGACUUACCACAAUCGACUUUGUUCAAGGCAGUAGCAAACCAGCCUUUCUCACUCAAGAAUCGAAUCAUUUCAGAUCCUUCCACCGUUGAGUUCUUGCGAGCAUACCUCCUUAUUGCUACUGUUGGCGCACACAUUCUUGCUGGGAGAAAACUACGUUGGAAACGAGACACUUUACUCUCACAAGCCAUGAAGAUAGGCCCUGCGGCCGCUGGGGGGAAAGGUGGCAUGAAAUUGACAGGUGUCGACAAGUCAGAAGUUACCAAGGAAGACCGAGAAGCAGCAGACGUGGUGCGGAUAUGGAAAGAGCAGUUGGGACGAUUACGAUCUGCCAUUGCUGUUGCAAACCAGAGCAUGCGCGAAAGCUCCAAACACUUGGUCAUACCCGAGAUUAGUGAAGCUAUGCAUGUCAAGGCUCAAGACGGGGUUUUAACAGCACCUAAGCCCUGCGUCAUAUGUGGGUUAAAACGAGAAGAGAGAGUUAGUAAAGUUGAUCUUCAGAUCGAAGAUAGCUUUGGCGAGUGGUGGAUAGAGCACUGGGGUCAUCGAACUUGCAGGAACUUUUGGCAGGAGCAUGAGUCGAAGUUGAAGCAUCGGUGACAACUUACUUGUAGAUCUGGUAUAUAGGUCACAUAUGAAGCGCUGGGGUCUUUGAUACCUGGGGCAUAUGAACAUAAAGCGAGGAGUUGACUAUAUACCGCAUCCUCGGGCUCUUCAAAACUUCUGGAAAUCAUCUUUCUCUGUUUCUUUUAUAACUUUUGAGUUGUCAAAAUAUUCAGGCUGUAUAAAUCUUUGGC